Schistosoma haematobium is the source of this 832-nucleotide messenger RNA. RefSeq lists its product as uncharacterized. The record is from RefSeq and is a predicted model, not a curated record. The transcript has a single exon. Lineage: Eukaryota; Metazoa; Platyhelminthes; Trematoda; Strigeidida; Schistosomatidae. The coding region runs from base 185 to 832 and encodes 215 amino acids.
GUUGCUAUUUUAAUUUGUGAUAAUUUUGAGUGUUUUCGACAAUUCAUUAAAUCAUAUUUAAUCUUUUGAAUUACAAAUACAAAAUACAUACAUAUCAAAAUUCCUCAGUGAUCAGUUGAUUUUGGAAUUCCAAAGAGAUCCAGAUUAUGUAUGUUCACGCCUUUUAUAAUACAAGUAGCAUCACAUGACUCACAGUAAACAGAACUCAUUAAUGUUAACCAAUCAACUUCGUAGACACAAUUAUUCGUCAGAACGUAAAAAAGCAGAAUAUUUACAUGAAAUUGACAUUUCACUACUUAAUUCUGUUUUGUUACCGCCUUAUGAAAUUUUCUCGGAAUCUAAUGCAAUUUCAUUUAUCGAAAAGUAUCAUAAAACAAAACCAGUCAAAUAUAAGGCAUUUGUUCUUCCAGAUAGAUUUGUUCUGCAUAACAAGAAUCGCAGACUAAUUACUUACCCAAAACCAUGUAUCAUUUAUUCUGAAGUGAAAUAUAUUUUCACCUCACCAAGCAAAUCAACCCUUGGCUGUUUUGUAUUAUGCAUCGAUUCAUGUAUUGACAAAAUAUGUCGUUAUGAGUUGUACAAAAUAAAAGAUCCAACAUCUCACGACUUCUUUAUAGACUUUUUAACAUAUGUUAUGGGAGUUAAGGCUCGCCAAUAUUGUAACAUUAUCAAUAGUUAUUAUCAUCAGCGUCAUUCCAUUACAUAUAAGUCAAAAACUUCAAACACUGGUAGAACAUCAAGCCCUUCUCUAGAUGAAUCUGAAUCUUUAUUCAAUUACGAGUUAUCAAGUUCAAAUCCUUCAUUUAAUCAAUUAAAAAGAAAAUAUAAAUAA